Racocetra persica is the source of this 147-nucleotide messenger RNA. Lineage: Eukaryota; Fungi; Glomeromycota; Glomeromycetes; Diversisporales; Gigasporaceae. The record is from the annotation of a GenBank genome assembly.
GAUAUCCAAAUUAAGGAACAGAGUUUCUGUUUCAGUGCAUCUAGUCAUGCUAAUUCAUUGUUAGACGUGAACUUAAACGACGGCAAGGACCUGAAAUUUGACUUGAACGCCAUCUACCUUACCAAUCUCGGACUUAGUUACACCUAG